UACUAUUGUUGGCCUCAAAACUAUCAACACACACACUUGCUCUUAUUUUCCAAAACUACUCUCUCAGUCUUGGUAGUUUCGUUCCUCACUCGAGAGAGAAAAACACAAAAUCAACCAUGGAAAAUCUCCAAAAUUUCAUCAUACUUUCCUUGCUUUGGUUAGUGUCGACCAUAGUGGUUCGAACCAUAUUCUCCAAAAGUCGCACCAAGGGUCGACUUCCACCGAGCCCAUCUGCUCUCCCAAUCAUUGGACACCUUCACCACCUUGGUCCCUUACCACACCAGUCUCUCUACAAACUCUCAAACCGCUAUGGACCCUUGAUGCAUCUCUAUCUUGGCUCUGUCCCAACGGUAGUUGCUUCCUCCCCAGAAAUGGCCAAAGAGUUUUUCAAAACUCAUGAAGCCGCCUUCUCUAGCCGCCCUCCGCCGAGUAUCCUCAACCACCUUUCUUAUCCUUCACCCGACUUGACAUUUUCCCCGUACGGUCCUUACUGGAAGUUCUUGAAGAAGGUUUGCAUGUCUCAGCUUCUUGGUGGCAAAACUCUUAACCUUCUUCUUCCCGUUAGGGUUGAAGAAAGAAAGAGAUUCUUAACGUCCAUUCUUAAAAAGGCUGAGUCAAAUGAAUCCGUUGAUGUUGGGAAAGAGCUGAAAAAGCUUACAAACAAUAUCAUAUCGAGAAUGAUCAUGAGCAAAAGGUGUGCCCAUAAUGAUGAUGAAGCUGAUGAGAUCACUGAGGCAAUCAAUGGAUCAGCUGAAAUUGUUGGAACUUUUAAUGUUUCGGAUUUCAUUUGGUUCUGUAAGAACUUAGACUUGCAGGGACUUAAGAAAAAGAGUAAGGUGAUUCAUGACAAGUUUGACAACUUGAUUGAGAAUAUCAUCAAAGAGCAUAGAGCAGAGAGGAUUGGAGAAAAUCAUGUUCCAAGAGACUUCCUGGAUAUUUUGCUUCAAAUCUCUGAUGAAGAGGGCACCGAUAAUGUCCAAUUAACCAAAGAAAACAUUAAAUCAUUCUUCCUGGACGUAUUUGUAGCUGGGACAAACACAUCUUCCAUUACUUUGGAAUGGGCCCUAGCUGAGCUGAUAAACCACCCAAAAAUAAUGAAGAAAGCAAUGGAAGAAGUUGAUUCUGUAGUUGGCAAAACAAGACUAGUAGAAGAGUCAGAUGUGGCCAACUUUCCUUACAUUCAAGCUAUUGUGAAAGAGACACUAAGACUUCACCCACCUGGCCCAAUAUUGAGCAGAGUAGCCUCUGAAACGUGUGCUAUUGAUGGCUAUGAGAUUAAAGAGAAUACUCGAUUGUUGAUCAAUGUUUGGGCCAUCAGCAAGGACCCAAACCACUGGGAAAGCCCACUUGAGUUCAAGCCAGAGAGGUUUUAUAAUGAAGAAGGAAGUGAAAAUUUCAGGCAAGUAGAUGUUAGAGGACAACACUUUCAACUUUUGCCAUUUGGGAGUGGAAGAAGAGUGUGCCCUGGUACUACUCUUGGAUUGCAAAUUGUUCAUACAAGCCUUGCUUCAAUGCUCCAAUGCUUUGAGUGGAAAGUGAAUGGAAGUGUUAAUAUGGACGAGGGACCUGGCUUGACCCUCCCAAGGGCUCAUUCCUUGGUUUGUGUCCCCAAGGCUAGGCUUAGUCCAUUGCCCUUUUGAAUUUUGAAUAAUAUUCUUUAAGCACACUUUGGUUCACUAUUAUUGAUUAAUAGAGGGAACUUGAACCAGUAGUCAAACUCUUUCUUAUCAAAUGUAACAAUUAAGUGAGUUAUUAAGAGCUUAACAUCAUUAAUAGUCUUGUCCAGUCGGCCAAAUAUGGUUAAUUUAAUUGUACUCUGCUUUUGUUGUCACUAUUAAUAUGAUUGUGCAAGUUUUAUGUUUA
Humulus lupulus (European hop) is the source of this 1863-nucleotide messenger RNA. RefSeq names its product cytochrome P450 93A3-like. The record is from RefSeq and is a predicted model, not a curated record. Gene Ontology annotation, molecular function: monooxygenase activity; heme binding; iron ion binding. Bases 117 to 1640 code for a protein of 507 amino acids. The transcript has 2 exons. NCBI's taxonomy places the organism in Eukaryota, Viridiplantae, Streptophyta, Magnoliopsida, Rosales, Cannabaceae.